Saimiri boliviensis boliviensis (Bolivian squirrel monkey) is the source of this 1752-nucleotide messenger RNA. It is a transcript of the gene KMO, whose product is annotated as kynurenine 3-monooxygenase. The record is from RefSeq and is a predicted model, not a curated record. Lineage: Eukaryota; Metazoa; Chordata; Mammalia; Primates; Cebidae. Gene Ontology annotation, biological process: quinolinate biosynthetic process; L-tryptophan catabolic process. Gene Ontology annotation, cellular component: mitochondrial outer membrane. Gene Ontology annotation, molecular function: kynurenine 3-monooxygenase activity; FAD binding.
GGCCGACUAAAGGGUUAAUGUUUUCAAGGGAAAUUAGCCCUGACUAAACAUUGCUGCUGGCUCAUAAAUACACUGGGCUUUGGAUGGCAUAAAAACUAAGAGAAAUCAGUGUGUAGGAGAGACACAAGUAAGUGUCCCUCAGUGACAGAGGCAACAAUAAUUGUGAAAAACACUUCAGCAAUUAUGGACUCGUCUGAUGUUCGAAGGAAGAAAGUAGCUGUCAUUGGUGGUGGCUUGGUUGGCUCAUUACAAGCAUGCUUUCUUGCAAAGAGGAAUUUCCGGGUUGAUCUAUAUGAAGCUAGGGAAGAUAUUCGAGUGGCUAACUCCACACGUGGAAGAAGCAUUAACUUAGCCCUUUCUCACAGAGGACGACAAGCCUUGAAAGCCGUUGGCCUGGAAGAUCAGAUUGUAUCCCAAGGUAUUCCCAUGAGAGGAAGAAUGAUUCACUCUCUUUCAGGAAAAAAGUCUGUAAUUCCCUAUGGGACAAAGACUCAGUAUGUUCUUUCUAUAAGCAGAGAAAAUCUGAACAAGGAUCUAUUGACUGCUGUUGAGAAAUAUCCCAACGUGAAAGUGCACUUUAACCACAGACUGCUGAAAUGUAAUCCAGAGGAAGGAAUGAUCACAGUGCUUGGAUCUGACAAAGUUCCCAAAGAUGUCACCUGUGACCUCAUUGUAGGAUGUGAUGGAGCCUAUUCAACUGUCAGAUCUCACCUCAUGAAGAAACCUCGCUUUGAUUAUAGUCAGCUUUACAUUCCUCAUGGGUACAUGGAGUUGACUAUUCCACCUAAGAAUGGGGAUUAUGCCAUGGAACAUAAUUAUCUGCAUAUUUGGCCUAGAAAUACCUUUAUGAUGAUCGCACUGCCUAACAUGAACAAAUCGUUCACAUGUACUUUGUUCAUGCCCUUUGAAGAGUUUGAAAAACUUCUAACCAGCAGUGAUGUGCUGGAAUUCUUCCAGAAAUACUUUCCGGAUGCCAUCCCUCUAAUUGGAGAGAGACUCCUAGUGCAGGAUUUCUUCCUGCUGCCUGCCCAGCCCAUGAUAUCUGUAAAGUGCUCUUCAUUUCACUUACAAUCUCACUGUGUACUGCUGGGGGAUGCAGCUCAUGCCAUAGUACCAUUUUUUGGGCAAGGAAUGAAUGCGGGUUUUGAAGACUGCUUGGUAUUUGAUGAGUUAAUGGAUAAAUUCAAUAAUGAUCUUAGUUUGUGUCUUCCUGCAUUCUCAAGAUUGAGAAUCCCAGAUGAUCAUGCGAUUUCAGACCUAUCCAUGUACAAUUACAUAGAGAUGCGAGCACAUGUCAACUCAAGGUGGUUCAUUUUUCGGAAGAACGUGGAGCGAUUUCUUCAUGCUAUUAUGCCGUCUACCAUCAUCCCUCUUUAUAGUAUGGUCUGUUUUACCAGAAUAAGAUACCAUGAGGCUGUGCAGCGUUGGCACUGGCAAAACAAGGUGAUAAACAAAGGACUCUUUUUCUUCGGAUCACUGAUAGUCAUCAGCAGUACCUACCUACUUAUGUACUGCAUGUUACCACGACCUCUUGACUAUGUGAGAAGACCAUGGAACUGGAUAGCUCACUUCUGGAACACAAAACAUGUUUCAUUUCAUUAGCAGGUGAUAGAAAGGUUUGAGGUAGCAAAUUCUUGAUUUCUUUCUCUGUGACCAAAAUUAAGCAUUAAAAAAAAAAAGUUUCUAUUGCCAUAUUUGAUUCACUAAUGGAAGAUAGUGGUCUGCUUAUAAUUAAACUUGAUGUAGAAGUUC